Molecule: messenger RNA, 930 nt
Organism: Phytophthora infestans T30-4
Lineage: Eukaryota; Oomycota; Peronosporomycetes; Peronosporales; Peronosporaceae
Exons: 1
Coding region: 1-930 (309 amino acids)
Source: RefSeq, a predicted model, not a curated record
AUGAAGCGCCAGCUCAUGAGCACUGGUAGCCCAGCCAUCCACCUAGCCAACACCGCGUCGACCAUUGCUACGAUCCCAUUACUACCGUCCAUCGGCAGCAUCAGCCCUGCCAAUACCACGACCACCUCCCGGUUCCCGGUCGUCGGUACCAGCAGCCUUCUCAACCCUCUCAAGCUCGAGUACUGCAAGUACCAGGGCUGCGCUAACUUCGGGAAGAUGCAGGGGUACUGCCACGACCACAUUCACGGGCGACCAGCUCCUCUAUUCCCGUCCCCGAACCAGACGCCGUUCGUCCAGCCGACUACCAACCCGCUCCCAAGCCUCGUGCUACCGUCUCCAGCCGCGCAGCCUCAGUAUCUGCCAGCAUUGAGAACAGUGGUGCCCACGCGUCCUCGUGACCGCCAGUCGGUGUCCGUAUCGGCGUACCAAAGCUACGAUCCGUCCGUACAGCCCGGUAGCCCCAUGUACACUACCACAGCAGUGACCUACAGUGCACGGUCUCCUAUCUUCACUAAUAAUACGGUGUUCCUAUCGGCGACGCUGAACAAGAAGCCCCGCAUCGUAGCUAGCCCCACCCCAUCCACCAGCAGCACCGGCAGCUCCAAACCAGUAGCCAAGUGCCGUCGUGACGGGUGUGUCAAUGACGCCCGACGCAAAGGUCUUUGCAUGGAGCACGGCGGACGUCACUUCUGCAAGAUGCCCGGCUGCCACAAGUGUGCUCACCGCGGUGGCUUCUGCAUCUCACAUGGCGGCGGCCGUCGCUGUGCGGUGGCCAACUGCACUAAGAGUGCUCAGUCCGGAGGCAUCUGCUACUCACACGGAGGUGGCAAGCGUUGUGCGACCGAGGGCUGCACUCACGCAGCUCGUAGUGGCGGCUUUUGCAUCAAGCACGGCAAGCAACAGCGAGCACUUAAACAACAGCAGAGCUAA